Messenger RNA from Thyridium curvatum, 5058 nucleotides. RefSeq lists its product as uncharacterized. The coding region runs from base 1 to 5058 and encodes 1685 amino acids. The transcript is spliced from 5 exons. Gene Ontology annotation, biological process: regulation of transcription by RNA polymerase II; nucleosome organization. Gene Ontology annotation, cellular component: chromatin; nucleus. The record is from RefSeq and is a predicted model, not a curated record. Gene Ontology annotation, molecular function: ATP hydrolysis activity; chromatin binding; histone binding. NCBI's taxonomy places the organism in Eukaryota, Fungi, Ascomycota, Sordariomycetes, Thyridiales, Thyridiaceae.
AUGUCAACUUCCCCGGAGCUCAGUCCUCCUAACGGGAUCGCGUCUUCUCCAAGAGGUGAUAUAGGAGCGGUUCAAACAAACGGCCAUCCAGACGAGAGCGACCUUUCCGAUAUCCAGGCUGCCGCCGAAGUAGUAGUAUCACCCAGACCGGCCAGCCCCUCCGGGUAUCGCGAUGCCGAUGCCGAUGCCGAUGCCGACAUCGCCGAUGAGGAUGAAGACUCAGAGUCUGUCAAUAAUGAUGCAUCCGAUGAUGCCGAUUUCGACAUGGCCGACAGUCCUGCGUCUGUCCAGAGCAUACAAGAAGACGAUGACGUCGAGGAGGCCGCGUCCUCGAGCGACUCGCAGAGAGCCCCGAAGCGCAAAGCGCCUGCCGUGGUAUUAGAAGACGACUAUAUGAGGGAGAACCCAGAACUGUAUGGGUUGAGGCGUAGUACACGUCCGACCCAACGUCGCAAAGUUGUUGAUUCUGAUGAUGAGGAAUCCGAAUCCGAUGUUGUUGCUGUCGCGAAACGGAAGAAGCGACGCGUUGAGCGCUCCCAACCCUCUUCGAAACGAGAUACUCCCAUACGCCACACAUCACUCGAUGAUUCCGAUUCCGAUACCUAUGGAGGUGCUCGCGCCCGCAGUUUCCAAAAGAAAGCUCGUCGUCAGCAGGAAGCCCAACCCGCCUUGGCCUUUGCCGAGAAGCGCUGGUCAAGCCGUCGUGCCGCACAAGUCACAGCUGGCGCAUAUCAAGAAAGUGACGUAGAUGAUGAUGACGAGGACGACAUGACGCCCAACUACUGGGCCGGCGCCGAAGUCGAAGACGACUCACCGUACAUCGAGAAGAUCAUUCGGCAUCGUGAGAAGGAAGGCGUCGAAUUGACGCCCGAUUCUACCCGCCAUGACUUCGAAUACUAUAUCAAAUGGCAAGGCAAAUCACAUCUCCACGACACCUGGGAGACAACUGAGAGCGUCGCCGGCUUUCGUGGCUUCCGCCGUCUCGAGAAUUACUAUCGAAAAUUCGUAGAGUACGAGCUCGACAUGCGAUUUGGAGGCGAGGACAUAAGCCCUGAGCAACGAGAACAAUGGCUCCUCGACCGCGAGCGCGAGGAAGAAGCGCACGAGGACUAUACCAAGGUUGAGCGAGUGGUUGCUUCUCGUCGUGGUGACGAUGGUGAUGAAUAUUUCAUCAAAUGGAAAGGCCUUCAGUACGAUGACUGUACGUGGGAGGCAGCGGCCCUUGUCAGCUCUCAUGCCCAAGACAAGAUCGACCAGUUCUUGGACCGGUCAGCAAGGUCAUGGACAUCAGACAAGUACGAGGCGAAUCCCGCCAGCCGCUCAAGAAUGACCAAGCUUGAAUCGCAGCCGGAUUACAUCCAGGGCGGACAGCUCCGAGAAUUCCAGAUGAAGGGCUUGAACUUCCUUGCCCUGAACUGGACUCGCGCCAACAAUGUCAUUCUCGCUGACGAGAUGGGUCUUGGUAAAACGGUCCAGACCGUCUCCUUCCUAAGCUGGCUGCGAAACGAGCGAGACCAGCAGGGCCCUUUCCUUGUUGUUGCGCCUCUCAGUGUCAUUCCCGCCUGGUGUGACACCUUCUCGCACUGGUCUCCCGAUCUGAAUUACGUUGUCUAUCUCGGACCCGAAGCUGCUCGCAAUACCAUCCGCGACUAUGAGCUUCUCGUCGAUGGUAAUCCCAAGAAACCCAAGUUCAACGUUCUCGUUACGUCCUACGAUUUCAUUCUGCAAGACUGGGAGUUUCUCCGUACCAUCAAGUGGCAAGUCCUCGCAGUCGAUGAAGCUCACCGGCUCAAAAACCGGGAGUCUCAGCUCUAUGCCAAGCUCGUCAGCUUCGGCGUGCCCUGCAGGAUCCUGAUUACUGGCACCCCCAUCCAGAACAACCUGGCUGAGCUCUCAGCUCUACUUGAUUUUCUAAAUCCCGGAAAGGUCAUGAUAGAUGAAGAGCUGGAACAACUCGGACAGGAGGAGACCGCCAAGGAAGAAGACGAAGAGAAGGAUGAGGAGAAGCGGCGGCAGACCCAAGCCAAGCUCUCGCUUCUGCAUGCCUCCAUUGCCCCCUUCAUUCUGAGACGUACCAAGGAAACCGUCGAGUCUGACCUCCCGCCCAAAACCGAGAAGAUUCUUCGGGUAGAGUUGUCCGACGUGCAGCUCGAAUACUACAAGAACAUCUUGACGAGGAAUUAUGCAGCCCUGAGUGACGCUAGUGGCGGUCAAAAACAGUCACUUUUGAACGUCAUGAUGGAACUCAAAAAGGUCAGCAACCAUCCGUACAUGUUUCAUGGUGUCGAAGAUCGCGUCCUGGCGGGCAGCACACGAAGGGAGGACCAAAUCAAAGGCCUCAUAACCAGCAGUGGAAAAAUGAUGCUACUCGACCAGCUUCUGGCCAAACUGAAGAAGGAUAACCACCGUGUGCUUAUCUUCAGUCAGAUGGUGAAGAUGCUUGACAUCCUAGGUGACUACCUGCGUGUGCGAGGAUAUCAAUUCCAGCGACUGGACGGUACCAUUCCGGCUGGCCCUCGGCGCAUGGCAAUCAAUCACUUCAAUGCAGAGGACAGUGACGACUUCUGCUUCCUCCUCUCUACCCGCGCUGGUGGUCUUGGUAUCAACCUUAUGACUGCUGACACAGUCAUCAUCUACGAUUCUGAUUGGAAUCCUCAGGCGGAUCUGCAGGCCAUGGCCAGAGCCCAUCGUAUCGGUCAAAAGCGUCCUGUCAGCGUCUACCGCUUGGUUGCAAAGCAGACUAUUGAAGAAGAAGUCAUCAAGCGUGCCCGCAACAAGCUCUUCUUGGAGUAUCUCACAAUCCAAGCCGGCGUGACUGAUGAGGGCAAGGCCCUUCGCGAACAGUUCAAGGAGAAGGGCCUUAUGAUGGACGAGGCCAAGACCGCCGAAGAUAUUCAGUACAUCCUCAAGAUGCGCUCUCAGAACCUCUUCGAGCAGUCCGGCAACCAAGAGAGGCUCGAGCAGCUCGAUAUCGACUCCAUUCUCGAAAAUGCAGAGGUCACAAAGACCAAUGUGGACGACAAGAUCAACUUGAGCAGUGGCGGUAUUGAUUGGGACAACUGGAUGCAAGUCACCGACGUCAAGGUGGAGGACCUGAAUAUGGACUGGGACCAAAUCAUCCCUGCUGAGCAACUCGCUGCCAUUAAAGACGAGGAGGAGAAGCGAAAGCACGAGGAAUAUCUUGCGCGAGCUAUGGAGGAGAAUGCGCCUCGCAGGGCAGCUCUCAAGGGAGCAAGAAGGGAGGCAGAUGAGAGAGCAGAGCGCCUGGCGAAGAAGAGGCAACGUGAGAAGCAAGAACAACAGGAGCGAGAGGAACAAAGGGCGGCUAUGCGCAAUCCGCGCCGACCAUUGAACGAGAAAGAGACUCGAAACCUCAUCCGAGCCCUCUUUCGCUAUGGCUCUCUUGACGACCGCGAGGAGGAGAUCAUUCAUGAUGCCCGGCUUAGUGGGCGGGACCGCGAUUUCGUUCGCUCCAUCGUCAACGACCUAGUGGCUAUCAGCAGCAAGGCCGUCGACGCCAACAAUGCGAGGCUGCGUGACGAAGAAGAGAAGGCUGGCAAGUCUCUGGCCAAGAAGGACAAGAAAGCAGUCUUGGUCGACUUUGGGGAGGUGAAGAAGGUCAACGCCGAGACGGUCAUCGAUCGCCCCCCACAGCUACGGCUCUUACGCAAGGUUCUGGCUGAGCAUGGGGACCUCAAGACCUUCAAGCUUCCGGAGGCCACCAAAGGAGCACACUACAGCUGCGAAUGGGGCGCGCGGGAAGACGGCAUGCUUCUUGUUGGUAUCGACAAGUACGGCUUUGGAGCUUGGACACAGAUCCGAGAUGACCCUGAGCUCGACAUGCAAGACAAGCUGUUCCUCGAAGAGCACCGUGUCGAGAAGAAGGAGGAGCGCAAGAAAGGCGACGACAAGAGCAUUCAGUCGCCCGGUGCCGUCCACCUGGUCCGUCGCUCCGAGUAUCUUCUCUCGGUACUCCUUGCCAAGCAUUCUGAUGAUGCCGCUGCUCAGAGAGCAGUUGAGAACCAUCACCGGAGCAAGAAGAAUUUGAUCAAUGGGAAUCGUCGCAGUGAUGUCGGCGGAUCUGCAUCGGCAUCUCCAGCGCCACAGCUGUCAAAGCGACCUAGCCAGACUAAGGAUCGACGAGAGCGCCUUGGCGACCACCACAGGUCGCACAGCAAUGGAGGUGAGCGAGGGACUCCGAGACCUGAUAAGAGAAAGCACGAUCAUAGCCAUGACGACCGGGACCGCAAAUAUCGGCGUCUGGAGGAACAUGAUCGCCGGGAAUCUCACCACUCUGACAAGCACCAUAAAGAUCACCAGAAAGACAAGGAAAAGCGCAAGAGGCUGGACCCUGCAGAACUGGAGACGCUCAAGAGAAAACGCGACCGUGCCGUUCAACGCUUCCACGAGCUCAUGAAGCUGGACGAUGCCAAGCUUGAUUACUCGGACGACGAACAAGUCAUGUGGUCCCUGCUCAAGCCUGUACGAGGCAACUUUGAGCGCAUCAUGUAUACGACAGCGGACAAGGUCGAGGGCGCUAAGGAUCGUGCCCGCAUCAUGGGUCAGGAGCUUCGCCAGAUUGGCAACUGCUUGGAGGAUCUUAAGAAGAACCAAGCUAUUCCGUCUGACAAGCUCGACGACUUGAUGCCGCGGUUCUGGGACUUCCUGUCAUCGAUAUGGCCCGUCAAUGAGUUUGCUGUGUCUGGGAAGCAGCUUGCCAAGAUGUUCCAACAGCUGAAGAAGAAGGAUGAGGACAAGGGUGGCGAGGAAAAGCCAGAAAAGCCGGAGAAGACGAAGAAGCCGCCUCGUGACGACCUCGAGGAUGGCGAAAUCGACAGCGAGCGAGAGACUCGGCGCGCCGAGCCUCGCCGAGAUCAUUCUCGCCCGUAUGAGGAUCCCCGCCGGGAGGCCUGGCGCGAUGAGAGGCGCGAGGAUAGGAGAGCCUACGAGAAUGGCGACCGGUUAAGCUUCGCCCGUAAGGAUCGGCGUCUUGACCACGAUGCUAGGGACCGUGAUCGCGCACGACUGCCUUGGCACAAUCGCCAGAGCCCUUACUAG